AUGGAUGGAGAGUCGGAGGGACGCCAGUCCUACCGCACCGCCUACGCCUGCGAGGGGACAAUGCUCAACAUCAACUGCAACCCCGGCAACGUGAUCGACGUGAUUCGCGCCAACUACGGCCGCUUUUCCAUCACCAUCUGCAACGCCCACGGCAAUACGGAGUGGUCGGUCAACUGCCAGAGCCCGAGGACCCGCCGCGUGCUGGCCGAGAGGUGUAGCGGGCAGGACACUUGUGCGAUGGACGUCAACAGCGACCUCUUCGGCGACCCCUGCCCCGGCACCCACAAGUACAUCGAGGUGCACUACACGUGUGGCAUAGCCACCUCCACCACCACCACCACCUCCAGGCCCCGCCCUCCCUGGUUCACCGCCACACGCCCGCCCAUACGGAUCCUGCCCACCCUCACCGCCAACUACACCACCGCCGCCCCCACCACGCCGACGCCCAGCACCACCACCACGACCACCACCACUACAACCACCACCACAUCAACCACCUCCACCACGACCACCACCACCACGCCGCUCGUCACCGUGCCGCACGCUGCUGAGGGUGAAGACCCCGAGACAGACGGCCUGACAACCAUGGCUGACAGCGAAGCCUCCAGCCACGGCCCUGCCUCAGACACGCCCGUCUCUGCCUCCCCAGUCACUCCCGGCAGCUCGCCCGCCACUACCUCAUCCACCAGCAAGACCGUGCCCGUGGCGCCCCCUCACUAUGGCUCAGACUACGACAGUCCUUGGUGUCCUCCAUCGUUUGGCCGUGGAUUGCUUUGGAACUGGACCCGAGGCGGUGAGGUGGCGGUGCAGGCGUGUCCGGGCGGCGCCACAGGCUCCGCGCGCCGCCGCUGUCAGAUGACCACCUGGGACCCCAUGGUGGACCUGAGUGAGUGCCGCAGCUUGUGGCUGGCAUCGCUUGAGAACCGCAUCAAAACCAAGGAGUCUCUCCUCGGCGUGGCUGGUGACUUGGCCACCGUGACGGAAAGCAACGCGCUGUUCGGCGGCGACCUAAUCACCACGGCGAGGCUGCUCUCCACAUUGGCAGUGAAGAUGGCCGAGGAGACGCACACCUUCCCGGAACCGCGGCAACGGCAGGCAAUCGUCACGGAAAUGCUACAGACAGCGCUCACCACUGGCUCCGCCCUCCUCAAGGCGGGCAUAACAGGGCCAUGGGGUGACUUGGGAGUGCGCGAAAGACGCCAUGCAGUCACCCAGCUGAUGGUGGCCUUGGAGGAAGCGGCCUUCUUGUUGGCUGACUCCUUGGACGCAGGCACAGAGGCCGCCAUGUACAAGUCCCACUUGCUGGUGUCGGUACGUGCCGUUCCUGCUGACGGUUCCUCGGUGGAUUUUCCCUCUGCACAUGACCAAGCGCUGGACUGGGUGUACGCCGACAGCAUCAGUCUCCCGCCAGAAGCUAUCUUGGAGAACAGUGACGGCGGCGCCACAAGAGUUGUGUUCCUGACUUACAGGCAUUUGGAGGACCUCCUGGCGCCGGGUCGUGAGCCGCUCGGCCACCGCUCUAGCAACAUCACCCGCAUGGUCAACUCUCGGGUCCUGUCAGCCUCACUGGGCCGCGGCCGCCACAUUCAGCUGCCCGAGCCUGUCACGCUCACUUUCUCCCUCCUGCGGCAGGAUAACGUGACGCGGCCCGUAUGCGCCUUCUGGGACUACACCACGUCCUUCUGGAGUGACGAGGGGUGCGAUGUUCUGCGCUACAACCGCUCGCACGUCACCUGCCAGUGCCACCACCUGACCAACUUCGCCGUGCUGAUGGAGGAGGCCACUGGCGGGGUCGGCGAGGACCCUCAGGCCGCGCUGCGCAUCCUAGUGUACGUGGGCUGCGUGGUGAGCCUGCUGUGCGUGGCGGGCUCGCUGCUGGUGUUCUCGGUGUUCCGCGGCCUGGCGUCGCCCCGCACGGCCGUGCACCGUCACGUGUGCGUGUGCCUGGCCGCCGCCGAGCUGGUGUUCAUGGUGGGCGUGUGGCGCACCGACGCCCCCGUGCUGUGCGGCGUGGUGGCCGGCGUCCUGCACUACUCGGUGCUGGCGGCCUUCGCUUGGAUGUUCAUGGAAGGUGUGCACGUCUACCUGAGUGUGGCCCGGGCCGUGGAGUGUGACUCUCUGCGACUCCGCUGGUGGCACUACAGCCUCGCCUAUGGCCUACCUUUGCUGGUGGUGGCAGUAGCGGCUGUGGUGGACCCCUCCAGCUAUGGCACUGACAAGUACUGCUGGCUGCGGACAGACAACUACUUCGUGUUCUCCCUGGUGGGCCCGGCGCUGCUCCUGCUGGCGGCCCAUGUUGCCCUCCUGGCCGCUGCCCUCAUCUACACCUGCCGCCUCUCCCCUGACGAUGCCCUCAAGACCAAGGAGAUGGCCCGCCUUGACUCCACCAGCGGCGUGUACACCAACGCUCUGCAGCACCGACUCUACUCUCGCCUGGCCUGGCUGAGGGGCGCCAUCACACUGCUGCUCCUCAUGGUUCUCACCUGGACGCUGGGGCUCCUCUUCCUGCACCGCCCGUCCCUGCCCAUCGCCGCCGCCUUCUGUGUCCUCAACGCUCUCCACGGCAUCUUCAUCUUCAUCUACUACUGCGUCAGGAACCAAAAAGUGCGGGAGUGGUGUCGGUCAGCAGCGCAACGUGAGGCUUGGCUCCCCCAGGCGGUGCGCGGCGUGUUUACCGCCGAGAAGCAGACCUACAGCCCCAAUAAUACCACCACCACCACCUCCUCCUCCAACAACAAUCCCCACCACCACCACCACCAUCUCCACCACCACCACCACCACCCUGCCAUCUCUCACGCCCUCAAUCACGCCCUCGCCUCCUCGCCCGCCCUCAACCAAUACCUGCCAACGCUGUGUCAGCUCGGCGGGGUGAAGGGCCCCGGGGGCAACACUCACCCCCCCGCGGGCCCACUUCUGUCCGGGGCCACCUCCACGAUGGGCUCUGGGGGAUCCCUGCGUCAGGGGGCAACCGGACAUCUGCCCCUCGGCACGCUCCACCAGUCACUGCCUCGCCACCACCACCACCCAGUCACCCUCCCACACACCACCACCACCACCACCACCACCAGCCCUCAUCACGGCACCCUUAGCCUUGACGACAAGGAGGCUUCCUACAAGACUUCAUUCUCUAAGGACUCUGGACACGGCACUUAUGAGCACGAGGACUCCCCACGCCCCGGCUGGAACAACCACCACAACCACAACCACCACCAUGGCCACCACCGCUACUCCAACUCCCUCACCGCCGACCUCAAGAACGCCUACCUGGCCAAGCUGAACAGCAUCAACGCAGCAGGAGGCCUUGGAGACGGGGGUCUUGCCUUCCCCAGCAUGGAGGGCGGCAACAAGCUGAUCUCGGUGCCCAACAGCUACACCACACAGCUCUCUCCAGCCCAGGUCCCCCCCGCCAUGGCUGCUAUGCUGAGGGGGAAUGCCAACACUGCCCGCUCCCACUCCCCUUGGAACCACACCUACAUGGAGAUAGAGACAGAAGCUGACCCGGUGUAUGAGGAGAUAGAGAGGGAGCGAUGGGCUGGCCGCUCAGGUGGUGGCCACGGCCCCCCACCAGCUGGCCAGGAGGCAAUGCAGGUGUCGGAUCUCUCUGAUGAAGAUGUGAAGCGAGGCACUCCCAGCGAUGUGAGCCGUCAGUCAUCACGAAGCUACGGCGACGCCCGACCGCUGCUGCCCUACCACCACCACUCCUCCCCAAGCCACCACUACCCCAAGAGCCCCCAGGACCCCCAGUUUGCACUAAGCGAGGAGAGGUUACGAGACUUCAAUGCUGCACAGAUGAGCCGCGACCUUGAACAGCUGCAGCAGGCUCACCAGCAGUUCUCGCGGGAAAACCUGAUGACGGUGGCAGUGCUGAAUGGGGAGCAGGUGGUGUGUCGCCUCACCUCGCCCUCCAACCCACAGGCGCCCCAGAGUCUGCCGGUGAUCCACGAGGGUGGCGGGCGCGGGAUGGUGGUCACGCAGGCCAAUUCCUCAGCCAACGGUUACCCUGCACACCUCGUGGUCUCUCGGCCUAGCCACUACAACCCGCAGCAGUUUAGUGAGUGUUAGGCACAGUGGAGUUGAGUGCUGGUGACUCAUCUUUUUCUCCCUCAAAAAUGGCAUGUUUGAGUAAUAAGCUGCGGAACUUUGGUAAAUUCUGCCCCACAAGCCAGUGACCCUCGGAGCAGUCCUCCCUCACCACUGACUAGACUCUGGCCGGGCAUUCCGCAUGGUGCAAGGCAUUUUAUCCUAUAUUCCAUCUUAGUUACGAGUGGAGCUUACGUACUUGUGUCUGCAGCAGGAAUGGACUGCCGCAACGUUGCCCUCGUGCAGUUGUGUUUGUGACAAGACCAGCUACUAGCAGCUAAGAUACCUAGUCGAUGUAUGUUUAUUUAUUGGUCUCAUUUUUUUUUCCGUGUAUGGCGCAGAACUCGGACAGGUCUGUGGAGUAGUGUUGAAGUCAAUGUGAUUUUAUCUGUGUAAGAAUUGAAUACGUUUAGUUGAGUGUGGUACAUUCCAAGAUACUUUCACUAGUUUGUUGAGUUCUUUUUUUUUCCCCUUCUUUCUUUCCUGCCUCAGUGCCACAGAGCUCUCAACUUCGCUUCAGAAUCACACUGAUAAACUUGAAUGGCUAAUAGAGGAAGUGCCUUUUUUGGUCUGAGGAUUGUGUACAUGUAUAAAGGAAUAACUGGAUGUAUAUACUGAUGUACAUAAAUAUAUUUAUAUGUACGUUUUCUUAAUGAAAAGCCAAAGCUUCUAGAUGUAGAAGAAUAUUCAUGAGUCAUUUCCAACAGGCCUUUUCUUUGCUUAGUGGAAGAGAAACACUGAUAAGUUUCCUAUUAAGUAAAAAAAUCUUCACCAGCAGCAGUUCUAGGGUGACCACUGGCAGGCACCUCGCUGGGCAGUGCCACCCACCCUCACUUCACCGGGGCCCCCCAUGGCCCCUCCGUUGGUGCCUCUUUUUUGCUACCACUGGCGUCAAGGUCAGUCUGCUGCCUCCACAGUGUGUCUUCUGGGGUCAGUCAGCUGUGGCGUGAGGACAGUGUCGUGUCGCUCGAUGGCGGUUGUCCUGUUCACUUUGUAAGAUUAACAGUACACCAACCAGGUCCUCGAUUUCUGCUGAUCGUUCUUCUUGCGCUGUUUAUGUAAUCUUUCCUGCGAGUCAUGGACAGAACGCGCUCCUCCCAGGAAUGUGUAUCUGACAACCUCCUAUUCUACUGAAGAUAUGCUCCCGGGGGCUCCCUAGGCCUGUGGUUUGCCAGAAAGCAGAUUAAACGGCACAGAUAUGAACCAUCUGAGUCGAGGAAUUGAUUAUUUUGCUGUAUAUUUGUAGAUCCUGUGACCAGCGGACACUGUUAGGCACCAGCCGGCUGACACUAGCUUAACCAGCCCCUGGGACUCGCUUCUGCCACCAUCUCUUCUCUAACUUGUGAGCUGUGAUACGUUGAAUAGAUAAUCAGUGUAAAAUAUGACAAUAAAAUGUUUAAAUGAUGA
Messenger RNA from Eriocheir sinensis (Chinese mitten crab), 5487 nucleotides. Its product is annotated as latrophilin Cirl-like. Gene Ontology annotation, biological process: cell surface receptor signaling pathway; adenylate cyclase-activating G protein-coupled receptor signaling pathway. Gene Ontology annotation, cellular component: membrane. Gene Ontology annotation, molecular function: carbohydrate binding; G protein-coupled receptor activity. The coding region runs from base 1 to 4062 and encodes 1353 amino acids. The record is from RefSeq and is a predicted model, not a curated record. Lineage: Eukaryota; Metazoa; Arthropoda; Malacostraca; Decapoda; Varunidae. The transcript has 9 exons.